AUGAUACUCCGACUCUCCUCCAUUGCCCUCGGGCUGCUCCCGCUCGCAAGCGCCCUCUCUGCCUCGGACAUUCCCGCGGAUACUCCCGUAUCGCAGCUGAUCAAGGACGCCGGUGUUCAACUCGCUACUGGCAACACCCAAGACGCUCUCCUCUACUUCGACGCUGCCAUCACCCGCGAUCCACGCAACUACCUCACCUACUUUAGGCGCGGCGCCGCUUACCUCCAGAUCGGAAGAACAGCACAAGCGCAGCACGACUUCGAUAAGGUGCUGGAACUGAAGCCUGGCUUCGAGGGCGCCUUGGUGCAGAGAGCCAAGAUCAGAGCCAGAAAGGCCGACUGGGCUGCAGCACGGAAAGACUAUGAAGCUGCUGGCAAGACGGAUGACAUCGCCCAGCUGGAAGAAGCACAGGGCGCUGCUAUCGUGGCACAAGAAGCGGCGGAUAAGGGUGAUUGGGAUUCGUGCAUUUCAAAUGCAGGCACCGCCAUUGUAGUCGCAGGUGGCGCAUACGACAUUCGCAAGACAAGAGCACGCUGUCGCUUCGAAAAGGGCGAGGUCGUUGAAGGUAUCAGUGACUUACAACAUCUACUCCAGAUCAACACCGGCGACAUCGUACCCCAUCUUCAGAGCUCCGCCAUGGCUUUCUACUCGCUGGGUGAAACCGACAAAGGUCUCAAGCACAUCGCACAAUGUCUCCAAUCGGAUCCCGACUCGAAGGCUUGCAUGAAGCUGCGCAGGAGAGAAAAGAACCUCGACAAGGAUAUCCAAAAGGUUCGCAAGUUCUUCGAGAAGCGCCAGUUCGCCACUGCCUCGAAACUCCUCAUCGACCGUGGCGAAGAAGACCCUGGUCUACUGAAGGAGGUCAAGCAAGACUUCAAGGACUACACCGAACUAGGCUACAUCUAUGCCAACUCACCCAACGGUCUUUACCAAACCCUUGUAGAGAUGACCUGUGAAGCCUACGUCGAGAUGAACAACCUGAAGAAGGGCACGCCAUACUGUACCGAAGCCCUACAACUCAACCCCAACUCGCUACAUGGUCUUAUCCACAAGGCCCAAGGCCAACUCGAAGCCGAUGAAUUCGAAGACUGUGUUCGUACACUAGACCAUGCCAAAGAACACCACCAAAGCCAGAAGCUAGAUGAGCUGCACAACAAAGCACAUACACUGCUCAAGCGGUCGAAGACAAAGGACUACUACAAGGUCCUCGGCGUAACGCGUGAUGCAGAUGAACGCGAGAUCAAGAAGGCAUACCGCAAAUUGAGCAAGGUCUACCACCCUGACAAGGCUUCAGCCAACAAUAUGACACCUGAAGAUGCGCAGAAGAAGAUGGCUGCCGUCAACGAAGCCUACGAAGUCCUCUCCGACCCUGAACUCAAGGAACGCUUUGACCGCGGUGACGACCCCAACAAUAACGAGCAGCAACAAGGCAAUCCCUUCCAGGGCUCGCCGUUCGGAGGCCAGCAGUUCAUGUUCAGGCAAGGCGGUGGUUUCCCUGGCGGUGGUGGCAGCUUCAAGUUCCAGCAGGGUGGCGGAUUUCCCGGCGGCUUCCCUGGUGGUUUUGGUUUCUAG
Messenger RNA from Alternaria burnsii, 1572 nucleotides. RefSeq lists its product as uncharacterized. The record is from RefSeq and is a predicted model, not a curated record. The coding region runs from base 1 to 1572 and encodes 523 amino acids. Gene Ontology annotation, molecular function: protein-folding chaperone binding; misfolded protein binding. Gene Ontology annotation, biological process: protein folding in endoplasmic reticulum. Gene Ontology annotation, cellular component: endoplasmic reticulum. The transcript has a single exon. Lineage: Eukaryota; Fungi; Ascomycota; Dothideomycetes; Pleosporales; Pleosporaceae.